UUGUUCUUUACGAUGAAACAAAACCGCGGGAGAGCGCUGAGCGGUGGAGAACUACAUCCAGGCACUGGGCAUUCAAAUGAUUUUUAGCUGCGAUGUGCAAAAACCCUAGGUGCGCGGACAGAAGGGAGCCAGCCAGAAGGUUACGACAGGUCAGGAAUAAAUAACCAGCAGGCGGAGGAUCCCUCAGAUUCCGUCCUUCCUUUUGUCGGGUGCGGAGCGCCGGGCGAGCGCGUCCACAAAGGCUUUGGGAAGAAGCGGUUCCGCGGUGCACACUCGGCUCCAGCCCCGGUGGAACAGGAAUGGAUGGAAAGAAAUUCAGCGUAUGGAUGUUUUUACCUCUUGUAUUUACUUUAUUUACUUCGGCUGGAUUGUGGAUAGUAUACUUUAUAGCUGUGGAAGAUGACAAAAUUUACCCAUUAAAUUCGGCUGAAAGGAAACCUGGUGUGAAGCAUGCACCAUAUAUAAGUAUUGCAGGUGAUCAACCUCCUGCAAGCUGUGUGUUUAGUCAAGUCAUGAACAUGGCAGCUUUCCUAGCUCUUGUGGUAGCUGUUCUGCGCUUCAUACAACUGAAACCAAAGGUUUUAAACCCGUGGCUGAAUAUUAGUGGAUUGGUGGCCCUGUGUCUGUCUUCUUUUGGAAUGACCUUACUUGGUAAUUUUCAGCUCACAAAUGAUGAAGAAAUCCAUAAUGUUGGCACCUCCUUGACCUUUGGAUUUGGCACAUUGACGUGCUGGAUCCAGGCUGCACUGACACUCAAAGUCAACAUCAAGAAUGAAGGACGCAAAGUUGGAAUCCCACGAGUUAUUCUCUCAGCAUUGAUCACUCUCUGUGUGGUCCUCUACUUCAUCCUCAUGGCCCAAGGCAUCCACAUGUACGCAGCCAGGGUCCAGUGGGGCCUGGUCAUGUGCUUCCUGUCCUACUUUGGCACCUUCGCUGUGGAGUUCCGGCAUUACCGUUACGAGAUUGUUUGUUCUGAGUACCAAGAGAAUUUCCUAAGCUUCUCAGAAAGCCUGUCUGAAGCUUCCGAAUAUCAAACUGACCAGGUGUAACCUAUCAGUUUUUCCUUGCUGGUGAGCUGGGUGUGUCAGUGGGGGAGGGACCAGGAGGGCACACCCACUGGACUUGACACGUAACCUCACGACACAUUUUACACACACACACACAUUCGUGGCCACAUUUGCCAAAUGAGUUUUUUCAGGGCGAGUUAUUUCUGUAACAAAAAAGCACAAGCCCUUACAUGUCAAAACACACGCUGUUACACUGAAAAUAUAUGCACGACAGAGCAAGAAGUUUGUGUAUGAUCACCAGUUUUUCCCCCUCUCCCAGUACUCCCUGCUCUUCAUUCUCUUCACGUUUCACACAUUGCGAUCACCCUACCAUAGGGUAGAGCAGGCCAAAUGUAUCAUGGGAAUAAUGCCAAAUCCUGAAGUCGCCUUCAGAUCCCAAGGGCUUGGAACCAGCUCCUGAGAAAGUUCUGAACCUGGCACUAAUACUCUUGAAUGUAUAGUGUGUCGUCUAAUUGGAUGGAAGCUGUACAGAGGUUGACCCUGGGUGACCUGUGGGAACACGUGUGUUCGAGGAUAGAACUUCCCCACAAAAACUCCAUCACUAUCCAGUGGUUGGCUGUGAGGAUUCAGUGAAAGAGGAACACACUAUGAACUGUGAGAGUGAAGCCCACCGCCGUGAUUCGGACUUUACUGUGACCAAGAAAUAUUUCCAAAUGUGAACAUGUGUGGUCUGCUCAGCAUGGAACAGGAUGGGGCAGUGAGGGUGUGCUUUCACUGUUGCUUCUAGAGUAUGCUAUCUAUCAUUUUUGUUUUCUAGUUCAUGGCUUGCCUUCUUUUUUUAAAAAUAACCACCAAGGAUCUCUUGAGGCUUCAUGGACAGAGAUGUAGGCCAGAAGCAAGAGAUGAGCUUGUUUUGUUUUCAAACAUGAUAAAAGAAAAAAGACAAAAAGGUGACCUGCAGGCUUAAUGUGCUGCUUUUAUGUUUGAAGCUAAGACUAUGUUCACAGAAAAGCACAAAGAAACGCGUGGAGGUCAUGAAGGAGCUCCUGCUGGCCAUUUAUUAAAGACAGGAGUUUCCCAGCAUCUUGUCACAAGUCCAAGUCAGGGGAGAGUUUCUUCCUAUGUGUCUAUAGUCAAAUUUUGUAUUGGGGGUGGUGGUGAAGGGCUUUUCAGAUUCGGAACUUGUAGAAGCCAAUUAGAAGAUUACCCCCCUCCCCCUACGAAUUGGCACCGCUGUCCCCUAAUGCCUAACAUGUAGCCCCACCUGCUAAGAGUGUGGACCUCAAACUGUAGGCCUGGGCUCUUGAGGCUGUGCUUCAUAGAAAAGAAUUAUAAAUUCAACACGUGUUGGAGGUAGGCCACGUUGACAGACCCUCCCCGAGUGCACUUUGUUUUAAGAAAUUCCCAAAUUUACUUUAUAGGGGCUUGGGAUUUCGUGGAAUAUAAUGUGAAAACAUUUUUAUUUUUAAUUCAACCCAAACUCAGCUUCUUGAGGAGCGGGGGUGUCAAUGACUUUUCAUCUCUGUAUUUAUCUCCACCUCCUACACAGUGCCUGGCACAUCAUAGGUGCUCGCUCAACAAAUGUCUGUUGAACAGAAUUAUUGGUCAUUUAAGAGUAGGAAAAAGGAGUAUCAGAGAAAGACUCAAAGACAAGUGAGAGAAUGGAAGAUGACUGUUCCAAGGAAAACGCGAAUGGUAGGAGGAGUGAGAAUACUUAAAAUUUGUGAGGAAAAUAAUCAAGGAGAGAAUAUUCUAUUAUAAAGGUAUCUUACUGUAAAUAGUCCAAGGUGACAUUUAUCAUUUUGGAAUACUGCUUUUGGGGUUUUUUUGUUUUCAUUUUUAUAUUUUAAACAUUUUAUCAGAGAACAAAGAUUUAUGAAGUUCUCUGUUACUCUAUACAAUCCAAAUUAAACAGCUUUUGGUGAUGCACUGUACACUUUCUUAUGAGCAUAUCUUAUAUAGCACAUUUUAGCAGAAUCAAGCAAUGACUGACAUUAUUUGUUGGGAUCUGACCAUUAAAUAAAAUUUUUAUGCGGAACUGUGA
Molecule: messenger RNA, 3051 nt
Organism: Myotis brandtii (Brandt's bat)
Lineage: Eukaryota; Metazoa; Chordata; Mammalia; Chiroptera; Vespertilionidae
Gene: TMEM150C
Product: transmembrane protein 150C
Exons: 8
Coding region: 300-1049 (249 amino acids)
Source: RefSeq, a predicted model, not a curated record